AUGAUGGACUGCAUCCCCGAGGACAGCCUGGCUGCAGGCUCCUGUCCUCGGCAGGUCUCGGCGCCAUCGGAGGACGCGAGCUCCGAGUUCUCCUCGGCCGCUUCCCUAAGCCGCCAGUGCACGGAGUUCAGCGAUGCUGCAGCGCUGGAGCUCAUGUCGCGGCAGUUCACAGACUUUGCUACAAGGCAGGGGGACUUCUGGGUGCGGAAAUGCACGGAGCCCGUGAUGAGCCAGAGGCCGAAGGCACAGGACCCGAGACAAGGCCAGUUCGGGAGGCAGUCGUCGUGCCCAAAUCCGAGUCGCCCUCAGAUGGCCUUCGAUGGCUUUGAGGGCCUGGGCUUGGCGAACCUCAACCAGACCAUCAAUGAGGAAUCGCAGGAGGAGAAGCAGGAGGACGAGACUGACGACCUGAUAUCCAAAGCGAUCUGUGCCGCGGUGGCCGAGUGCGACUUCAGCGUCGCGAUCGCGGACCCGACUGGUCUGGACUUCGAGCUUAUCGCGGUCUCCGAGGAGUUUCACCGACUCACCGGCUAUUCACCAGAGGAGUCGGUCGGUGAGAAUUGCCGUUUCCUCAACUCUGGCUGUCCGAACGAUGCCGGGGCGGCGUUGCGCCUGGCUUGUGAGACCGGGGCGCCCUUCACCUCGAUCCUCGUCAACCGACGCAAAUCAGGUGAGUUCUUUCUCAACCUCCUCUCAAUGCGUGGCCUCGUCAUUGCGACUGAUAGUGCCACCGGUGAGGACAUUUGGAUCCUCGUCUCUGUGCAGCGCGACGUGUCGCUGCUGCCCGCUGCGGACUUGCCGAGCAACGAUGCGUGUAUGCUCAAGGUAGCGAAUCGCAUUACUCGGCGACUCUACAAGUACGCCACAGAGCUGGGUAUUGCAAGCAUAAUUCACUCAUCCCGAGGCCGAGUCACCAACGGCGACUCCAAUGGCAAUGCCAAGCUUGCUGGCAUGCACAUGCUGGCCGAAGUUACGUGGAAACUGGGGGAGCAGAUGGGGCAGUGUCCACUCGAUGCACUUAAGUUCCUUCCAGCUGACUUUCUUUACCUACGUGGUGCUCCGCUGGAGAGCAAAGAGCCUAAGGAUGGCGAUGGCGAGCUUGUGGAGCACCUGCCGGGGCCAAAGGUACCUGGUAACUCGUCGCCGCACUGGCCAAUGGUCCUUGCUGGCUCCUCCUUUGCGGCUCUCAUGCUGCUCCUACUUUGCCGACAUGCGCGACGAAGUGUGCAUCGGUAA
Messenger RNA from Symbiodinium sp. CCMP2592, 1236 nucleotides. NCBI's taxonomy places the organism in Eukaryota, Dinophyceae, Suessiales, Symbiodiniaceae. The record is from the annotation of a GenBank genome assembly.